AGUCGGCUUGUUCCGCACUGAAGACGCGCGCGCUCGGGUUCAGCUUUUUACGACAGCUCUGUGGAGUACAGUGUGUGGUGUGGAGGCUGGUUUUACUUCUCCUAAAGAAUUCCUGUUUAAUUUACAGUGAUUUCCACAGCGCUCAAACUCACAUGAUUAGUCAUUUGGCGUAGGGUUUGAGGAAGGAAUGAGCGCAGAGUGACGAAGCUGAUUUUUAUUUCCCAGUUGAAGAGUUUUGAAGCUUCAGCCAUGAACUCGGUGAGAUAAAUCAGAUGGUGGGACUGGUUGAGGAAUCACUGAAACAUGGCACAUUUGGGAGUCCAGGCUGUUGUCGUGGCACUCGUGUGUUUGCUCGGAGCAGUGAGGAGUCAGACUACCCUCGCCCCCGCUGUGACUGCCACCACAGUUAUCGAGAAUGUAACUGCCACUACGGUCACUGAGAAUGUGGCCACAACCACUCCCAUCAUGCUCAGCACCACUACACCUGGCUGCUCGGUUUUGAACAUCUCCAGCUGUGAGGCCUGUGCACCAGGCACCUACUAUGACAAUGAGACGUUGCUGUGUUCAUGUUGUCCGGAGCCUGGGCUGUGUAUUUUCCCCAUAGGCUGUCGUUCCUGCUCACUAGGUUUCUAUCAGCCGCUAGCAGGCCAGCAGACGUGUCUUCCCUGCACACCAGGCUUCUACACUAAUCUCACAGGGAGCCCUGUGUGUCAGGCUUGUCCUCCUGGUUCUUACACCAAUGAAAGUGGUUCAGUCUCAUGUCAGCCCUGUGCACCAGGUUUUUAUAUAUCCGGACAGAAUGCUACUGUUUGUAACCCGUGUCCCGAGGGCACAUACUGCAACUCCUCCAGUUGUGCUCAGUGCCAGAUGUGUCCUUCCGGCUUUGAAGCCCUAAAGACUGGCAACAAAGAGUGUUCCCCCUGUCGCCCAGGAAUGCACAAGACCUCUCAUCAGAGAAUGUGUCAGAUCUGCAGCAGUGGUUUCUAUCAGAUCCACUGGGGCCAAGAGAACUGCGACAUCUGCCCUGAAGACCACUACUGCCCAAGUCCAGAUGUGAAUCCAAUCCAGUGCCCCAGUGAUGCGUUUUGCCCUGAGGGCAGCACUGCUCCAGGUUAUUGCAUGGAGACUUUCUUCAGGAAGGCUGGAGACACAUGCGAGCUUGCUCCUGUCACCAUAGCUCUCAUUGUCAUUGGAGGAGGAUUGUUUCUCCUGUUUAUUGUCCUCCUGGUUUUUCGGAGGAGAAGAGAUACAGACAGUGAGCUGUCUCUCUCUCGUGCUCCUCUUCUGCGGAAGGACCGUCCCCCUUGUCAUGUGUAUGGAGUCCCGUGUGAUGCGGAUCCUGUGUAUGCAGGGUGGUGAUAUAUUGACAAUGCAGAGAGCGAAAACAAACACAAAAUCCAUGUCAAGCUAUUGCAUGCUCCUAUGCUGUGCAUUUGCACAUCUUCUGAAAAUGAAUGUUUGACACAAUAUUGAAAACUUUUUGAUAAAGUUCAUAGCUGUUUUCACUGAAUGUUCACUCAGACAAAUCAAACUGCCUUUCUCUUAUUAUGCUGUUCACUGCUGUACACUGCAAACUGGUUGAAUGAAUGCAUAGGAGUAUCCUUGUAGAAGUAUUUUUUUAACAAGGUCAAUUGGGCCAAAUCUGACAAUAAUUUUGCCUGUAAAAGUACUGAGAGAAACUGUUUUGUAUUUAAUUAUUGUUUAAUUAGUGCACUGGUCUGUAAUAUGUGGUACUAGUUAAGAUUUUGAUUGUGCUGGACUGUUGCUGUUGCCUGUAUGAUUGUAUUUAUUCACUUGUGCCCCUUGUUGUUUUAUUACAUAUGGUACUUAAGGAACUGUUUAUUAUGGAAAUGAGUAAUCUUUUUGGUAUUUAAAAAGUUAAUGCCAUAUUGGAACUUUUAGAAGAAGCAAAAUUGGCCUUGGCUAGAAAAUAAACUUUGCACAAGUUUCAAGUGAAUUCUCAUGACUAUUACAAGAUUGUUCUUUUGAUGUUUUUUAGUUGAGUAUUUUUUCCAUAGGCAAUGAAUAAAUUAUAU
Messenger RNA from Pangasianodon hypophthalmus (striped catfish), 2036 nucleotides. Its product is annotated as sushi, von Willebrand factor type A, EGF and pentraxin domain-containing protein 1. Gene Ontology annotation, molecular function: protein binding. The record is from RefSeq and is a predicted model, not a curated record. The transcript is spliced from 9 exons. Bases 304 to 1359 code for a protein of 351 amino acids. NCBI's taxonomy places the organism in Eukaryota, Metazoa, Chordata, Actinopteri, Siluriformes, Pangasiidae.